Truncatella angustata is the source of this 1056-nucleotide messenger RNA. Its product is annotated as AhpD-like protein. NCBI's taxonomy places the organism in Eukaryota, Fungi, Ascomycota, Sordariomycetes, Amphisphaeriales, Sporocadaceae. The transcript is spliced from 4 exons. The record is from RefSeq and is a predicted model, not a curated record. The coding region runs from base 233 to 1003 and encodes 256 amino acids.
UUAGAGCUUUGGCUUAGUAGAGCGCGGGCGGCGCGGACUGGCUGGGGAUGGGGAUGAGGAUAGGGAUGGGCAUGACGCACCCGAAGCUAACGUAACGGUGGAAAACAGGCCACGUGACGUUACCUCGGACUCGGACUCUUCCACGGCGGAGUGGGCCACCGAGUUGCUUCGCGGAGUCCCGAUCUCAAAGCCGUGUUUGUUUCUUCCCAGAUUUCGUCACAAAAGUGUCGAGAUGGCGCCCCCUACGCUCGCUUCUGUCAUGACACCAUCUUUGUUAUCUACCAUUCGAAACCAUCCCACUUUACCGCCUCAUGGCUGGUACAUCGUUGCAGCUUCUGCAUUGACUAUUCUCAACAGGCCCGACGAGGUAGCGAAGGUCUGGUCUUUUGCCAUUGAAGAUGGGAGCCAUGGUGUGAAACACGAGCCGGACCAGGAGCGCCAGCGCAGAAUCACCAGGAGGAUCAGGGAGGCACUCAUCAAAACAUCAGCAGUUGGAGGAGUGCCAAAGACAAUCAACUCCCUUCUGUCUUUGAAGCAAGUAACCCCUCCUGAACUGAUUGAUGAGCCUGGGUCCCCUUCACCGACUGGCAGAUUGAGAGACCUCUACGAUGUGCCGGCUUCCGAAGUCCUGCGGAGAGGCCAAUCCUUUUUUGAAAAGGUAUACGGCAAGAUAGCCAAGAGGAUCAUGGGCCAGAUGGAUAGGUCUGGCACUGAAGACCUGGGGCUGACCGCGCGACUGGUGUACGGGCAUGUACUGAGCAACAUCAGCAUCCUCUCGCCAAUAGAGACAUCUUUCGUCAUGAUCGCGGGACUCAUUCCGCAGGAUGUGAACCCUCAGCUCAAGGGCCAUCUCCGGGGUGCGCUCAAUGGGGGCGCGACCGUUGAGGAGGUGCGAGCAGUUCGGGAAGUUGCCAUGCAGAUCUGUGAGGCUUCUGGCAUGCAGAGGCUGGCUGAAGAUGCUGUAGGGGGGUGGGGAUGGAGGACUGAGGUCGCCAAUGUGUAAAGCUCCCCUGCCUGCACUGGAUGGAAACUCUGGUCUUAUUCCCGCUGAAACUC